Molecule: messenger RNA, 1218 nt
Organism: Penicillium antarcticum
Lineage: Eukaryota; Fungi; Ascomycota; Eurotiomycetes; Eurotiales; Aspergillaceae
Exons: 1
Coding region: 1-1218 (405 amino acids)
Source: RefSeq, a predicted model, not a curated record
AUGCCCCGUAAUGCUUCUUUUUCGUCCGCAGCCCGUCCCCCGCCUUUCUCUGGACAAAUUGGUGUCCGCCUCGACCAUGACACGGUCCGUGGGCCGCUGUCCUUUUUCAACCCAACACAGGCGUGCUUUCAUCUGGACACAGAGGCGCAGCAGCAUCCCCAGUUGCGCCACGAUCAAAUUCCGCAAUUCUACGCAACCCGAGUUGCAAUGCCCGGCGCGGUCAUCAAUUGGAGAUCUCGAGACAAUCGCAAAGGGCGACACCCACUGGGUGUCGACUCUGUUUAUCCAGACUCAACAGCAAGUUUCCGCGUCGUGAGCCAUGGCCUAUUGCGCAUGUGCACCGAAUGCCCGUACUGGGACGUUUCCUACCUGGUCGCCAUUUCUUUCUCUAUUGGGUGCCUGCUUUUUGUAAUCAGUGGCCUAUUUUAUUGGCUGCCGCUCGUAGCUCCCGCCUCGGAGUUUUCCACAGAGACCAUGGCGGGAGACAUACUCUCAUUCGUCGGAGCCACGCUGUUCCAGAUCGGAGCAGUUCUUCUGUUAUUUGAAGCAUGUAAUGAGAAUCGUACCGGAUGCUUUGGAUGGGCACUCUAUCACGCUCUCGAAGGAGAUGACAGUGAUUCCGCCGGGGCAUUAUUCGCCAAAGCCGAUGCUUAUACCUGCCAGCAUCACCACCACCGGAGACGCAAGCCUAAUUCAGUGAAGCAGCAGCUACCAGCCCCACCCCAACAGCCCCCACCGGAACGCCAAUGGACCUGGUGCCCUACUUGGCACGAGCUGAGGACGCACUAUUUUCACGAAAUAGGAUUCAUGGCUUCCAUUACAAUGUCCGUCGGCGCUACCAUCUUCUACGUUUGCGGUAUCUGUACGCUCCCCUGGAUCCAUGACAACCUAAGCUUGGGUACUAUUGAGGGCGUGUACUAUCUGACGUAUCUCGUUGGUGGUGUCAUCUUUAUUGUUUCCUCGGUCCUGUAUAUACUGGAGACCCAGCCAACUUGGUACACGCCGGCGCCCCAUCUGCUGGGAUGGCAUGUUGGCUUGUGGAAUCUGAUUGGGUCUAUAGGCUGGACCCUAGCGGCCUCAUUUGGUUACUGCUCCCGCAGCUGGUGUGCCUAUCAGAGUUACUUGACCUUGACCUGGGCCUCUGCCGCUUUUUUGAUCGGUAGCAUGCUCCUUUGGUACGAGGCACUCCAAAAGUAUCCUGUGGAGAAAAUGAGAUAA